This is a messenger RNA of Cavenderia fasciculata, 135 nucleotides long. RefSeq lists its product as uncharacterized. The record is from RefSeq and is a predicted model, not a curated record. The transcript has 2 exons. The coding region runs from base 1 to 135 and encodes 44 amino acids. NCBI's taxonomy places the organism in Eukaryota, Evosea, Eumycetozoa, Acytosteliales, Cavenderiaceae.
AUGUCAUUCAUAGAUAAGGUUUCACAUCCUAGAUCUGCUGGUGGAAAGCCCAAGCCACUCGCAAAACCAACAGGUUUUAUUCCAACUCCAAGAACUCUUUCACCAAACAGUACUCCCCAAGGUGAAUCAUUCUAA